Anthonomus grandis grandis is the source of this 824-nucleotide messenger RNA. RefSeq names its product NADH dehydrogenase [ubiquinone] 1 alpha subcomplex subunit 13 (gene ND-B16.6). Bases 137 to 580 code for a protein of 147 amino acids. The record is from RefSeq and is a predicted model, not a curated record. The transcript has 2 exons. NCBI's taxonomy places the organism in Eukaryota, Metazoa, Arthropoda, Insecta, Coleoptera, Curculionidae.
UUAAUUUUUUUUAAAAAGGGCAACUUGGAAUGCCAUUUCCUAUACUUGAAUGGUUUGUUUAGAUUUUCCAAAUUUUCAUUCUGAAUUCUGAUUUACCUUGUCGUUUGGUUUCUACGAAGAUAAACACAAGGGGAAGAUGACUGAAUUUAGGCAAGAAAUGCCUCCUGAAGGAGGAUACAGGCCCAUAAAUAUUAAAAGAGUGCCUCCUAGGUCCUACUUUGGAGGUUAUUCACUUAUUGGUGGUCUAAUUGGAAUGACUACUGGAGCUGCCUACCUUUUUUACCUCAAUGUGGGCUCAGUCUAUAGAGAACAAUUAGAGGUUAAAGGAGCAAGUUUAGCAGUUUACCCUAUGCUUAUGGCGGAAAGAGACAGGGCAUUUCUAAAACAACUAAGAAUUAAUCGAGAGGAAGAGAGAGAAUUAAUGAAAAAUGUACCUGGAUGGAAAGUCGGUACCUGGUAUGGAGAACCUAUUUUCGUUGGAGAGCCAAAUAAAUAUGUGGAUCCCAGAAUUCAAGAAUUCUAUGUGCAUUCUAGUUGGAAGGAGGCCUCUAAAAGGAUGGAGUUUAUGCUAAAAUCUUAAUUCUUCAUUUUUCAUUAAAUAGUCAGUAAUUAAGUUUAUUGAAUAAUAUAUCUCUGGUAUUGACUAAUUUUUUUAAAUAUUUUUUUGUCAAUUUGAUUGAACAAAUGUAUUAUAUAAUAAUAGAUAAAUAUAAUUAUAAAUAGUGCGAAUAUAAAACUUACAUUAAAAUAUAGCACCACAAAAUUUAACAUAACUAAAACAAGUGUCUGAUUCAUAAACAGAAAUUAAAUUGACUUAUUCUUUA